Messenger RNA from Penicillium atrosanguineum, 633 nucleotides. RefSeq names its product Mg-dependent acid phosphatase. Bases 1 to 633 code for a protein of 210 amino acids. Gene Ontology annotation, molecular function: acid phosphatase activity. The transcript has 2 exons. The record is from RefSeq and is a predicted model, not a curated record. Lineage: Eukaryota; Fungi; Ascomycota; Eurotiomycetes; Eurotiales; Aspergillaceae.
AUGCUUCGAAACAAGCGUCAGAACACACAGUCACUGGAAGAUACCUCCGUGGCCCCGGCGACAUUCACCGAUGGCCUCCCUCUUCCCAAGCUGAUCGUUUUCGAUCUCGACUACACUCUAUGGCCAUUCUGGGUCGACACACAUUGCAGUGCACCUAUCAAGGCGCGCGACAAUAACUCGCGCGUUGUGGAUAAAUGGGGCGAAGCCUUCGCCUUUUACCCCGCCGUGUCCUCGAUUAUCUACGCCUGCAAGGGCCGCUCGAUCCCACUAGCCCUCGCCUCGCGAACCCAUACCCCCGAGCUAGCGCGCGACAUGCUUAAAGCCCUGCAUAUUAUUCCGAGUUUCUCGGAUAACCCCGCUGCCAACGCGAAGACUAUUCGCUCUCUUGACUACUUCGAUUUCAUCCAGAUCUUCCCGGCGAACAAGACCCAGCAUUUUGCAAAGAUUCAUCAGGCUAGUGGUGUUGUAUAUGAGGAUAUGUUGUUCUUCGAUGACGAGACGCGGAACCGCAAUGUUGAGACGGAGCUUGGAGUUACAUUCUGUCUAGUGCGGGAUGGUAUGACCUUGGACGAGAUGGAUCGCGGUGUCCGGGCUUGGAGGAAGAGAAACGGCAUUAAGAAGGCCGAGGAGUAG